This is a messenger RNA of Melampsora larici-populina 98AG31, 1086 nucleotides long. RefSeq lists its product as uncharacterized. Bases 1 to 1086 code for a protein of 361 amino acids. The record is from RefSeq and is a predicted model, not a curated record. Gene Ontology annotation, molecular function: protein serine/threonine kinase activity; ATP binding. Lineage: Eukaryota; Fungi; Basidiomycota; Pucciniomycetes; Pucciniales; Melampsoraceae. Gene Ontology annotation, biological process: protein phosphorylation. The transcript has 5 exons.
AUGUCAAAAUCCCGAGUUCCAAAUAGUUCAUUCCCGUCAGGUGUCGGUGGUGUCAAUAAUAUUGAGCUGAUAGAUCUCACCGGUAGCGACUUGGACCCAAGCAGUGACGAAUCAAUGUUGAAUGGUAAUAGCAUUAUUUUGAUUUCAUCGUCAGACCCACAUGAGAUUGAUGAUGUUGAUAAUAGUAUGAAGAGUUUUACCAUGACGGGAUCAUCAGUCCUUCGUCACACUCAUGACGAAGAGGGUGAUAGCACUCGGAGUUCCAAUGCGGAAAUAGUUCCAUACUAUGAACGAAUUGAAGACUUGAGUCGAAAAGAGGAGGGAUGUCUUUACCGUUUGAAGGCCAAGCCGUUGAGAGAAACAGCACUAUUUUACGAUCAAUACGAGGAUAUCACGGUCUUGGAAGACCGUGUAGGAUACAGAUGCUUUCAAAAGCCCACCUUUGAUUUAGACAGUGACCAUUGGACUAUUCGUUACAUUUACCUCAAUCAUCGUGAGGUGUCGGGGUGGUAUUUUCUCAAAUACCACGUUACUUGGAAAGAUAUGGACUCUCAAGGACGUGGUCAUUGCUUUGAGUGUGCUCAAAGCAAUAGGUUUGCCGCCAUGGCGCUCCGGUCAUUCCGACAUGCCCUUUACAUCAAGAUAAGAAAUGCUUACGGUGCUAUAAACCUGGUGCACCAACAAUGGUAUUCGGAUUCUGCUUCUUUGGUGUCUUCUGGUUCCGAGUAUCACAGCGAACCUCGGUGGAUGAUAUGCGAGGGCAUCAAUGAUGGUAAAAGUCAUCGGUUUGUCAAUGAGACUCGGUUUGACAACAAGCCAAUGGAGCCUUAUACUUGGACCGACUUGAUUUAUGCCUUUGUCCACUAUACUUACGACUUGAGUGACGGCCGAUUGUUGAUCUCAAACCUUGAUUGCGACGAACAUGGAAGAUUAACUAACAUUGUAUGUUUUGACAAGAACAGCGCUCCACAUCACAGCCGCGACAAUGCUGAGGUGGUUGAUCAGAUUAAAGACGUGUUUAAUCAUUUUGAAGAGCAACAUAGGUGCAAUAUAGUAUGCCAACACCUCGGUAACAUUCCUCUGUAG